AUGGAGUGGACUGGCUCCUUCUUGGAUUUUCUGCUCAAUCUUUUGUCCCAGAAUGGUUACUUCUUUGGUCUACUUCACAACUUGAUACAUGGAAAAGUCGUGGUACCUCAGAGGGGUACAGAAACUUUUAUAAGUACAAUUGGUCACUUGGACAGGAGGAUUGACCUGUAUAAGCCCCAAAUAUUAGCAGAAUUUGUAAGGGAGGAGGAGGAGGGAGGCUUCAAACCAGAAAUGGGGAACAGGGCUUUAAUGGACCUCUGCAUGAUGGCUUCCAAGUUAGCAUACGAGAAUGCCCAAGUCAUCAAAAAUAUCGUCAAUCACCAUUGGAAGAUGCACUUUGUGGGCUUCUACGACUGCUGGAAUGAUUUCCAGAAAGAGAUGUCCACUCAAGUGUUUAUUCUCUGUGACAAGGCCAAAGGUGCAAAUUUGAUAUUGGUCAGCUUCAGGGGCACUGAACCUUUUGACGCUGAUGAUUGGAGUACUGAUUUUGAUUAUUCCUGGUAUGAGAUCCCAAAAAUAGGAAAAGUUCACAUGGGAUUCCUAGAAGCCCUUGGUUUGGGAAAUAGAGUUGAACCUGCCACCUUCUACUUUCACCUUCGAGGGAAAAAUAGAAAAUCAGGCUCUCCUAAUGAUGUCAAUAAUGGAGCUUACUCUUCAAAACAUAACUCUGAAUCAUUGUUCUCAGGCAUUGAUUCUGAUACGGAUGAUCAAUCUUCCAUUUCUGAAACUCUACCGGAGAAAAUGGAGAUGACUGCGUAUUACACUGUAAGGAGCAAACUCAAAAGUUUAUUAAAGGAGCAUAAGAAUGCAAAUUUCAUCGUUACUGGGCAUAGCUUGGGUGGAGCACUCGCCAUAUUGUUUCCAAGUGUGCUUGUGUUGCAUGAGGAGAUGGAGAUAAUGGAAAGGCUGCUUGGUGUAUAUACUUUUGGGCAACCCAGGAUUGGGAAUAGGCAGCUUGGAAGAUUCAUGGAAGCUCAUUUGGAACGCCCUGUUCCAAAGUACUUCAGGGUGGUCUACUGUAACGAUCUUGUCCCCAGGUUGCCUUACGAUGACAAAACCUUCUUGUACAAACAUUUUGGAGUGUGCCUUUACUACAACAGCUUUUAUACAGAAAAGAAAGUGAUGGAGGAGCCGAAUAGAAAUUUCUUUGGAAUGAGAUUCAUAUUAUCAGAACAUGUGAAUGCUGUUUGGGAGCUAAUUAGAGGCUUAACGAUAGGGUACGUUGAAGGACCAGAGUAUACGGAAGGCUGGUUUCGCAUAUUGGCAAGGGUAAUAGGACUGGCGCUCCCUGGUAUGUCGGCACAUUGUCCCACAGAUUAUGUCAAUUCUAUAAGACUUGGAAAGGAAAGCUCCAUUCAAAUGUCUUCUAUCCAAGAACUCUAA
Gastrolobium bilobum is the source of this 1383-nucleotide messenger RNA. RefSeq names its product triacylglycerol lipase OBL1. The record is from RefSeq and is a predicted model, not a curated record. Lineage: Eukaryota; Viridiplantae; Streptophyta; Magnoliopsida; Fabales; Fabaceae. The transcript has 5 exons. The coding region runs from base 1 to 1383 and encodes 460 amino acids. Gene Ontology annotation, biological process: lipid metabolic process. Gene Ontology annotation, molecular function: triacylglycerol lipase activity.